Eupeodes corollae is the source of this 7213-nucleotide messenger RNA. It is a transcript of the gene ctrip, whose product is annotated as E3 ubiquitin-protein ligase TRIP12. Gene Ontology annotation, biological process: proteasome-mediated ubiquitin-dependent protein catabolic process; DNA damage response; regulation of double-strand break repair. The record is from RefSeq and is a predicted model, not a curated record. The coding region runs from base 228 to 7019 and encodes 2263 amino acids. Lineage: Eukaryota; Metazoa; Arthropoda; Insecta; Diptera; Syrphidae. Gene Ontology annotation, cellular component: nuclear speck. The transcript is spliced from 11 exons. Gene Ontology annotation, molecular function: ubiquitin protein ligase activity; zinc ion binding.
UAUUUUUGGUUAAAGUAAUUUUGAAAUCCAUAUCCGUAGCUCAUGCAGUUGCAGUGUAGUGAAUUAAAUAAAUUUCGCUUUAAUGUACUCAGUUUAAGUCAAAUCCGUAAAAUAUAUACUAAACUUUGCUUAACUGUUACAUUGUUUUGGUUCAAAAAUAUCCACCAGAAGGAGGGUUUUCAUAUAUCGUAUAAGUGUUAUGUCGAAAAGACGGUUAAGUAUCGUCUAUGGCCAAGUAUGCUAACAGCCCAUUGCUCUCUGCAUUGACGGAGGGGCAGGAUUGCGCUUCAUUAAAUAUUUUUCAAAGUAAAGAAGAUACUAACCAAUAUUCGAUAGCCAGCUCCCCAUCUUCAAUCAAUUACUCUUUACCAAAAGCUAGUUCUCAUUGCAAGUCGCUACAUGUAAACAAACAUAAAAGUGACGGAACAGGUAACACACAUAAUUUGCGCAGUAAAUGUACAAAAACUUCAAGAAAAGGACUCAAACGGCAGAUAAACACUACUGGAACAAACACCAUCAUUAAAAAGCACAGAGUCAUCGUAUUGGACAAGAAUUUGAAAGAACAGUCAAAAUUCCCAAGUGAUUGUAUUGCUCAUAGAACAAGAUCAAAAACACUUUUCCUUCAGAAUCCUUCCAUAAUUUUAGGACGUAUUUCAUCGGAAAAAGACACCCCAAAAGUUCAGUUACAAUCAGCAAUUAGUACUGUCCGGAGUCAUUCAUCAUCUUCAAAAAACAAAAAAAACAUUCUACUGAAUUACUAUCGUGAAACUCGACACAUAAGUCACAACUGUCCAAAAAAAGGCCAUACAUGUCCUAACCCAUUAUCAACUCAAACAAUCAAUUCGACAUUAAAUUUAAAAAAAAAUACAAGCUAUUCCAUUAACCUUAAUUCUAAAAAUAAACUCAAUAACACCUUCAAUACCAAAUCUGAUCCAAGAAAAAUAAAGAAGUAUCGACAGCCUAGCAAGAGAAAUAAAUAUAACGCCACACCACUAGCACCUCAAAACGUACCUCUUAAAUAUACUGAAACUUUACAUAAUAGCCGGACAAGUCAAAAAACCAAAUCUUUGAUAAUCGAAAAUAACUUAAAACAAUCUGUACACAAUAUCAGAGUUUCUUCGGAUGGGAAAAAUUAUAAUUUAAUGGCCCAGGAAUUAUCAAACACACCUACUGGAGAAGAGCAUACCACCUCAGUGGGAUCUAGUGGAUCAGAUAAAAAUGCUGAAGGAUCAGCAAGUAUGACUGAAACAGCACCUCAUGACUCAGAAGGCGAUGAUAGUGAAGUUGGGCGUUUGCAAGCACUCUUAGAGUCCAGAGGGCUACCACCUCAUUUGUUCGGAGCGUUGGGACCUCGAAUGACUCAUAUUCUGCACAAAACAAUUGGGAACAGUAGUUCUUCUAAGGCUCAACAGCUUUUACAAGGUCUUCAGUCCAAUGAUGAAAGCCAACAACUACAAUCUGUUAUAGAAAUGUGCCAGAUGUUGGUUAUGGGAAAUGAGGAUACUUUAGCAGGUUUCCCAAUAAAACAAGUCGUUCCUUCUCUUGUAAAUUUACUGCGCAUGGACCAUAACUUCGAUAUAAUGAAUAAUGCAUGUCGAGCGCUCUCUUAUAUGUUAGAAGCUUUACCCCGGUCUUCUGGAACAGUAGUUGAAGCAGUUCCAAUAUUUUUGGAAAAAUUAAAGGUCAUUCAAUGUAUGGAUGUUGCUGAGCAAAGUCUAACGGCACUAGAAAUCCUAUCUCGACGACAUAAUAAAGUAAUACUUCAGGCAGGCGGAGUAGCGGCAUGUCUUAAAUUUUUGGAUUUUUUUUCAAUAAAUGCACAAAGAGCCGCUCUUUCUACUACGGCUAACUGCUGCCUUAACUUGCAUCCAGAGGAAUUUAACUUUAUAUCAGACAGUAUGCCACUUCUUGCACAACUAAUAUCACAACAAGACAAGAAAUGCGUCGAAAGUGUUUGUACUGCUUUUAGUCGUUUGGUUGAGAGUUUUCAACAUGAUUCGUCUGGAUUAGAAGAAAUUGCCAGUAAAGAACUACUUAAAAACUGCCAGGUUCUGCUUGUAAUGUCCCCUUCUAUUCUCAAUACGGGCACGUUCACUAGUGUAAUAAGAAUGCUGUGUUUGAUAUGUAGUAGAUGUCCCAAUUUAGCAAUCGUUUUACUAAAAAAUGAUAUUGCAUCAACAAUUCUUUACUUGCUAACAGGGUCAGCACAAUCAAUAACCUCAAGUGAAGUUGAAAUUAUUCCUCGUAGUCCGCCAGAACUUUUUGAGAUAACUUGCCUCAUAGGAGAACUCAUGCCUAGGUUACCUGCGGAUGAAAUUUUUGCUGUAGAUGCUUUGGUAGACCGCCCGUUUAUUAACACAAAAGACGAAGUGCAAUGGGAAUGGCGUGAUGAUCGUGGCACAUGGCAUUCAUAUUCCGUGAUUAAUUCACGCCUUAUAGAGUCCGCACACAUAAAUUCAGAUAAUGAGAUUAACUUAAGUACUCGUGGUCGGACGUAUACUGUUGAUUUUCAUUCGAUGCAGCAAAUUAACGAUGAAACAGGAACUACUCGUCCCAUUCAGCGAAAACUUAAUCACAACUACGUCGUGACAUCAACAUUUUCUUUCGAUGGCCAAGAUUUAUCAACAAAUAGUACAGCAAUUCCAAAGUUAGGUUUUGAUCAGUCCGUAAAAAGCAGUGAUAUGACUAUUGAAUUUACAAAACAUGAAAAUCAAAAGACAGCAAUUAAAACUCAAUAUGAAGAUUGUGGUUUAGUGUCGGCUUUUACAAAAAAACUAUUUAAUGUACUAUAUGAAGUUUACAGUUCAUCAGCAGGUCCUAAUGUACGCUAUAAAUGCCUGCGGGCAAUACUUAGAAUGGUUUAUUAUGCCAGCCCAGAUCUUCUUAAGAACAUACUUAAGAAACAAUUGGUUUCCAGCCAUAUUGCCGGGAUGAUGGCGUCUAACGACUUGCGCAUUGUAGUUGGUGGAUUACAGAUGUCUGAAAUUUUAAUGCGAAAAUUACCUGACAUUUUUGGAAUACAUUUUCGAAGAGAAGGUGUGCUUUACCAAAUAAAUCAAUUAGCAAACCCAAAUGGUGCUUUUGGCAAAAUCAACCCUUCUAUCAUGCAAAAUCCCAGUAGAGAAUUUGUCACGCAUUCCACAACUUCUAGGCCGCAAGUUAAUCUUUCUAUCAAUAGUUACAUUUCUGCAGCAAAUACAUCACAGCUUAAAAAUUCAUUAAACAGUCCGAAUCAACACAAAACAAAAGGUAUAAUAUUACCAUCCUCGUCUCCAACUGAAUUGAGUGCUGAUUUCUUUGAAGUUACUCUAGCAGGAAGCACACCUGGAUCGGAGGGUUACCAAAUUAAUAAUCCACACUACCGUAACUCGCCAGAGGAUGCUUUGGCGAGUUCUGUUCCAGUUACCGAAAAAUAUUUCGUCUAUUCUACUCCUGGGUCUUAUUCUUGUCAUUUUAAUGAUCAACUGCGGCUACAUAAAGAACAUGAACCACGCUCACAUUUCCAGUCAAAUCGCAAUACCAAUACAAUUUCAACACCAAGUCCCUUAAACACAUAUAACUCAUUUCUUGAAGAUGCUUCUAGUUCUACAGGAUUGUCUUCGUCAGAAAGUAUAAGCUUAGCAACACAAAGCAAGGUGUCUGAUAUCCUCAUAAGGAACGCACCACCAAAGAGAAAGGCACAACCAAGUUGUAAGUCUAAAUCCAGACAAGAUGAUUUUAUUGCCCAAGAUCUUCUUAAUCGGACCAGUGGAGGAGCCAGUAGCAGCUGUAACAGUCGGUUUACAUUAAGCGGGCACUCUGAAAGUAAUCGGUCGCGUUUUUGCGCAAACACAUCAAGUGGUAACAGUUCUAAGCAGUCUUUUUUGUCUUCUCUUAAUCCAGUUCGUUGGGGCCGCCAAGUAUCUAACAAUAGUUCUUUAAUUAAAGAUUCAUCUACUGAACGUUGUACUUCAAGCAAUUUGAAUACGAAUAUUUUAAAUAUAAAUCAGGUGGCAGCUGCUAAUCGCGAAAAAACUCGCAAGUGGAUAUGGGAGCAGGCAAUUUCAUUCGUUAAACGCUAUACGGAGCAAGAAAUAUCGAAGUCUAUUAUAUCGGGUUCCAUAAUAUUAUGUCGUUUAUCUGGUGUUAUAACAAAUUUAGAAGGAAGUUACAGUCAGUGCCUUGAAGCACUUCGAGAACUUAAAACUAUACUAAUGGAAAAUGACAUUUCUCCAUUUGAAGUAAACCACUCGGGAUUAAUUAAAUCCAUGUUGCGCUUUAUGGCCUCAGAAAAUGGUUUAGUUAGCCGUAAUAAGAGACUUCGUGCAUUUUUGCACGAAUUUACGGGACUUCCGCUGGAUAGCUCUAUCAGUUCUAAUGUUGUGGCAAACUUAGACCCCUCGGCAUUCAGCGCAUUUGUUGCAAAACUCCACGGCUGCGUAACACAGUUAGAACAGUUUCCAGUUAAAGUUCAUGAUCUUUCCAUGGGAAUUGGUGGGCAUUCAAACAUAAGUGCUCUAAAAUUUUUCAAUACACAUCAACUUAAAUGUAAUUUGCAACGGCAUCCAGACUGUAAAAAUCUACGUGAGUGGAAAGGAGGCACUGUUAAAAUUGACCCGUUAGCCUUGGUACAAGCAAUUGAGCGGUACUUGCUAUCAAGAGGAUAUGGUGGCAUACGAGAAGAGUCCGAUGAUGAUUCGGAAGAAGAAUUGGAUGACAAUGAAACAGGGGGUUUAAUGUCAAAUAGCACAUUCAAACAUAAAUUACAAAUUUUGAUUGGAGAUAAUGUUUUGCCCUACGCUAUGACGGUAUACCAAGCUAUAAAACAGUACUCAACUCUUAUUAACGAUCAAUCAGAAGCAGACGCAGAACAUGAAAUAUAUUUAGAAAAUGACAACAUAUGGGCCCAUCAACAUAAACUUUUCUACCGACUUCUGGAAGAGCACCAUCCAAUUAACCCAUUGUGCAGCAAUAGUUUGGGUAAAGCUUUAAGCACCACUAAAUCAGCAAUAACUCCCUUGUCAAAAAAAAACGGUACUAAAAAUUCAUCGAAAUUAAUUAAAAAAAGGAAUGAGUUAUGGUAUGAAGGUGUUGUUCCCGAAAUUGUUUCCCCGUUAAAACUGUGCUUAGUAAAGGAGUUUCCUAACGAAAUAGUAAGUGUGGACGAUGCUUCAAUCGAUGCACUUUGCAUGUUGCGAAUUAUUCAUGCCUUGAAUCGUGAUUGGGAAUGUCUUUAUGAUUGUGUUCUAAGGCACAACAUUAUAAGCCAAGCCAAUUUCAUACAUACAAAACUAACAGCUAAAGCUAAUCGCCAACUUCAAGAUCCUCUUGUGAUAAUGACUGGAAAUUUGCCACAAUGGCUUCAGCAAAUACCUAUGGCAUGUCCAUUUCUUUUUCCGUUUGAAACUAGACAUCUAUUAUUUUAUGCAGUUUCAUUUGAUCGGGAUAGAGCCCUGCAGCGCCUUUUAGACACGACUCCUGAUUUAAAUUCUAUAGAAACUUCAGACCGCGUUGGCCCACGAUUAGAUCGACGUAAGCGCACAAUAGCUCGUGAAGAAAUUUUAAAACAAGCUGAACACAUCUUUCAAGAUUUUGGCCACUCAAAAGCCUUGUUGGAGAUUCAAUAUGAAAAUGAAGUUGGUACUGGAUUGGGUCCUACACUUGAAUUUUAUGCCCUUGUGUCAUCCGAACUGCAACGCGUUGAAUUGGGUCUAUGGAAUGUUGAUAGUUGCUAUAGUAUUGCUGCUUCUCCAUUUGUAGAAGUUGUUAAACCAAGAUCUUCACAUAGGAAAAUUCAUAAACAAAAUAAAGGAUCUCUUCAGCAAGACGUCAAAUUGAAGAAAAAAACACGACUCGAAGACACUCCCCCUAGUGUUUCAUCAAGUAGGUUUGAUGGCAAAAAUAAAACUGCGAAUACAAAUGAUUCAAUAAUUUUGAAUGUUGUAGAAUUAGGGCAUCAACAGAUCCUAGAACAAGAAAGUUUCCAUAGAACUGAGAUAGAUAGUGUUCAACACGUGUUUAAAAAUAAUAACUUAACAUCUGUAGUGGACUCGUCGCCUUCCUAUGUACACUCAAUUCACGGUUUAUUUCCAUUGCCUAUGGGAAAAUCAUCUAAACUUACAUAUGUAUCAAAGGUCAAAUCAAAGUUCAAAUUUUUAGGUAAAUUAAUGGCCAAAGCAGUAAUGGAUAGCAGAAUGCUUGAUUUGCCAUUUUCAACACCAUUUUAUCGGUGGCUCUUAAAUGAAGAACAUUCGAUUGGUCUCGUAGAUUUAGAACAUGUCGCACCUGAAGUUCAGAAAACGUUGGUACGAUUAAAACAUAUUGUACAAAAUCGUGAAUGGAUUAAACAAGAUACAAAUUUAGAUUCCUUGCAAAAAAAAGAAAAGAUCGAACUGUUGAGUCUAGACGGGUGCGUUAUAUCGGACUUAGGACUCGAUUUUGUAUUGCCUGGUCAUCCCAACAUCGAAUUGAGACGCGGAGGAAGAGAUAUACCUGUAACAAUUCAUAAUUUACAUCAAUAUAUCUCUCUAGUCUCCCACUGGUUUCUUUUUGAAGGCGUUCAAAAACAAUUCGACGCUUUUCGGGAAGGAUUUGAUAUGGUCUUUCCUAGUCAUCGUUUAAAAAUAUUUUAUCCUGAAGAACUGGAAAAUGUAUUUUGCGGAUCAGGCAAAGCAAAGCUAUGGGACGUUAAAAUGUUGCAGGAAUGUUGUCGAACUGACCAUGGUUUUACUCAAGACUCUCAAGCAAUUAAAUUUUUGUUUGAGAUAUUAGCAUCUUACAGCGAAGAUGAACAGCGAAUGUUCUUGCAAUUUGUUACUGGAAGUCCAAGGUUGCCGACUGGUGGAUUUAAAUCACUAACCCCACCGCUUACAAUUGUUCGAAAAACCCUGGAUCCUGGUCAAAAUCCAAAUGAUUAUCUUCCUUCUGUGAUGACUUGUGUUAACUAUCUUAAAUUACCUGAAUAUUCGAAUAGCGAGGUUAUGAGGACUAAGCUAAAAGUUGCAUCUACUGAGGGAAGGAUGUCUUUUCAUUUGUCUUAAAUAAAAACAAUCCAAACGCCAAAACACAAACUAUUAAAGAAUUAAAAUUUGAAAUUAUGCUUGUGAAAAUAUAUAUACUUCAUAACAUACACCAUUAAUUAAAAAAGUGCGUUUCCUUUUGACUAAAAUAUUUUUAUUUGAAUAAAUUAGAAGCUAGAACUUCUGUUAUUCAAAAAUAAAUGUAAAUCAGACAA